UGCUUUAAGGAAUACAUUGUAUUUAGUUAAUUAAAACUUAAAGGCUAAUGUUUGAUGUUGUUGUUACAAUUUGUGUGUGUGUGUGUGUGUGUGUGUGUGUGUGUGUGUGUGUGAUGGGUAGCCUUAAAAUAAUGCAGACUUGAACACAGAAGGAAAUGUUUUUGAUUGCCUUCUUAAAAUAUUCUUCUAGGACUAGUGGGCAUUCAUCCAUUAAUAGUCAACUUGGUAUAUUUUCCAGUUCUGAAAAAAUCAAGGAUCCAAGACCACUUAAGGAUAAAGCAUUCAUUCAGCAAUGUACUCAAAAGCUCUAUGAGUUUCUUACAGAAAAUGGUUAUGUACAUAGUGUAUCCAUCAAGUCUCUACAAGCCCCAUCAACUAAAGGUUUUCUAAAGAUCUUUGCCUUUCUUUAUGGCUUCCUAUGUCCAUCAUAUGAACUGUCUGUCAAGAAAUUUGAAGAAGAAGUUCCAAGAAUUUUCAAAGACCUUGGGUAUCCCUUUGCACUGUCCAAGAACUCCAUGUACGCAGUGGGAGCCCCUCAUACCUGGCCUCACAUCGUGGCAGCCUUGGUAUGGCUGAUAGACUGCAUCAAGAUUUAUCGUGCCAUGAAAGAAAGAGCACCUCUAUUUGAUGAUGGGCAGGCUUGGGGAGAAGACAGUGAAGAUGGUAUAAAACAUAAUAAGGUACUAUAUAUUACUAUUAACAAUAUAUAA
Molecule: messenger RNA, 710 nt
Organism: Myodes glareolus (Bank vole)
Lineage: Eukaryota; Metazoa; Chordata; Mammalia; Rodentia; Cricetidae
Source: RefSeq, a predicted model, not a curated record